CAUUUUUAAAAAAGGGUUAACCAAGAACAAUAGUGUUUUGAAAACAACGGAACGAUAGGAGUGGUGCACAUUUUUAUACCGUAUAUUAUCGCUUCAAGAUUAUACACCACUUUGAGUUAUUAAAAAAACCAAAACGAGAUAAAGUAAAACAACUUCAUGCAACUUUUCUCUUAAAUAAAAUGAUUUCAAAUGAAAUAAUAAGUAUAAUUAUUGAGAGAGGCAAAGCAUCCAUAAAAAAUCGUAAUCGAUUAAUAAGACAAUUAUUUUUUACACUAUUGGUUGCUGUUUUCUGCACCUGGAUCCUUUUUCAAAUUGAUCAAAAAGCUGCUUUUACGUGGAUAUAUACAACUCCACAUUUUAAUCAAGAUGGAAGUAGUUCAGGCUUCCUUGUAAACACAAAAGGAUGCCGAAUUCAUGAUCUGGACCCUUUCGAUCCUUCAAUCAAAUCUUACUUUUUUGAUGAAGAUUUAAAUUGUGACAAACACAAUCAAAAACAACUGGUCAGAGCAACGACUACUGAUUUAUAUGUAGACAAAGAAAGAAUAGAUUUUUACCUAAAUGCCUCAACAGAUGUUCUCCAUUGUUGUUACCAACCAUUUUGGAGGGUCGAAGUCAAACCGACAGAAAAGUCACAACAUUUUGACAACACCUAUGAGUUUUCUGAUGAAUGUUUCCGGUUUUUUGAACCACUUGAAAUCUCCCACGAGUUUGUCAAAGUCAGUUGUACUGCAGGAAAUAAAACAAUAUAUAAAGACUAUUUUGCCUUCGUACAAAGAAAGAAAAACAAAAGCAUCAAUCCAAAUGAUCGAUCUAAAGUGAAUGUUCUAACAAUUGGCUUGGAUGCAAUCUCAAGGCUUAAUUUAUAUAGACAGAUGCCUAAAACGCUGCACCUGUUAGAAGAAAUGGGUGCUGUUGAAAUGCUAGGCUAUAACAAAGUAGAAGAUAACACUUUCCCAAAUUUAGUUCCUGCUUUAACUGGUUUAAGUGUUAAAGAACUUACGAAAGAAUGUUGGUUCAAUGCUUCAAUGGAGUUCGAUAAUUGUCCAUUUGUUUGGGACCAAUAUUCCAGCAUAGGCUACCAAACAGGAUUUGGAGAGGAUUCGAGCACCAUAGGGCUUUUCAAUUAUUUAAAAGUGGGCUUUAGAAAACAACCCACUGAUUUUUAUCUUAGAAUAUUUAAUCUAGUCUCAGAACAUGAUAUUGGCAAUGAACAUUGGCUCAACACAGAUAUUUGUCUGGGUAACCGUUUGACAAUUGAAUCGUUGUUAGACUCAGCUAAAAGUUUUGCUUUUAACUUAAAAGAUAUUUUAUCAUUUGGUUUUUUCUGGUCGAACAGCAUAUCUCAUGAUUACCUUAACCUUCCUAAACAUGGUGACGAUAUUCAUUAUAAUUUCAUAAAACAAUUGCAACACAAUGGAAUUUUAGAUAAAACCGUUGUAAUUUUUAUGAGUGAUCAUGGAAUAAGAUGGGGAGAUUUCAGAAGCACAUACCAUGGAUAUGUCGAGGAGAGGUUGCCUUACUUAUUUAUACUUUUACCAAAGUGGUUUAACAACGAAUUUCCUCAUGCUGUGUCAAACAUCAGGAGGAACAGGAGAAGGCUUACAUCGCCAUACGAUCUGCAUAAAACAUAUCAGCACUUAUUGGAUUUAAAAACACUUACCCCAGAAGCUUUGAAAAACAUGGCAAGAAUUUCUGGAACCAAAAUACGAGGUACAAGUCUGUUUUUACCAAUAAGCGAAGAAAGGACGUGCAGUGACGCUGGAAUCCCUUAUAACUGGUGUACUUGUCAUCAAUCGACUCCGGAAGAUGUUACCAAUCCAAAAGUGAUCGAAUCAGUAACACAUUUAAUGAUUUAUUUAAAUAAUUUCUUGUCAGGAUACAGACAAUGCUCAAAGUUAACUGUAAAUUCUAUAAUAAGAGCCAGGUCAGAAAGAGUCGCAAAUAAUGAAAAUCGUACAAAACAUAUAGCAGUGACGGACUACACAGUGAUUAUUGAAACUAAACCAGGUGGAGGUCUUUUUCAAGCAACAGUCAGAUUUUUCCAGCAAAAUGGACAAUUUAAUGUACUUACGCCAGUUAGUAGGAUAAACACAUAUGGUAAUCAAAGCAACUGCAUUAGUAAUUACCAAUUAAAACUAUACUGUUACUGCUUAAAUUUAUGGUAGAAAAUUUUGUAAAUAAUAUAUUUUUGCAUUAAAAUAUAUAAAAAACUUAUUGUUAAUAAAAACAA
Cimex lectularius (bed bug) is the source of this 2230-nucleotide messenger RNA. RefSeq lists its product as uncharacterized. The coding region runs from base 180 to 2165 and encodes 661 amino acids. The record is from RefSeq and is a predicted model, not a curated record. Lineage: Eukaryota; Metazoa; Arthropoda; Insecta; Hemiptera; Cimicidae. The transcript is spliced from 4 exons.